Messenger RNA from Soboliphyme baturini, 372 nucleotides. The record is from the annotation of a GenBank genome assembly. Lineage: Eukaryota; Metazoa; Nematoda; Enoplea; Dioctophymatida; Soboliphymatidae.
AUGCGAAUUAUUGAAACUACCUCGAUAUUUACACUCUUUCAUUUAGUAUUCGAAAAUGCCGAAACGCUAUUCAUAUCUGAAGUGUAUCUGUUACUGGAGUGUCGACGUCAUCAGUCAGAGUCGAUGGAUGAUAACUUUUACAUGUCCGAGUUCGUCAUGAAGACAUUCGAUUACACACAAGAGAUCGGCAAGUUCAAAAACCGUGACACGAUCCGCGCUCUCAGACAACUACUUAGCGCGAAAAAUCUGCAUAAGUUCGAGAUUGCUCAACUAGCGAAUUUAUGUCCAGAAACUGCAGAAGAAGCAAAGGCACUAAUUCCGAGGUAUGAACUGUACUUGUUCGAAAUUACUGUGCAAAAGAUCGAUAUAUAG